Messenger RNA from Cladocopium goreaui, 360 nucleotides. Lineage: Eukaryota; Dinophyceae; Suessiales; Symbiodiniaceae. The record is from the annotation of a GenBank genome assembly.
GAUCGGGACGAUGAGUUCCUUGCAGAGGGCAAUGAAAUUUUGGCCACUCUGGAACCGCAGAAGACCAUACUGGUCGCCGUCGGGGAAGGGCACCCGUCUGUGAUGUUUCGAAUCCAGAAGAUAUCGCCCUUGCGAACUCUCGCAAGAGCGUACUCUAGAUUCCGAGGGUGCGCAGAGAGCACAGAGUGGAGUGUCUGCUGUGUGCCUUGCAUGUCGACUGUGGAUCUCAGCCAACCUGCCGGAGCGCUACCGGUGAUGCAGUGCCUCGCAUUUGGCGUGUUCCGAAAGAAAACGUUGAAAAAGAAACCAAAUGAGACAGCAGAGCCUGAGGCAAGGGAAUCGAGCUGCCAUGGGACCUGA